AUGGCGUCCUCGCAGGGGGAGUCGGUGCCCCCGUGGCUCAAGUCCCUCCCUCUGGCGCCCGAGUUCCGCCCCACCGCUGCCGAGUUCGCCGACCCCAUCGCCUACCUCCUCAAGAUCGAGCCCGCCGCGGCGCCCUUCGGCAUCUGCAAGAUCGUGCCACCGCUCCCGCCGCCGCCCAAGCGGACCACGCUCGGUAACCUCUCCCGCUCCUUCGCCGCGCUCCACCCGGACGAUCCCACCCCGACAUUCCCCACCCGGCACCAGCAGCUUGGCCUCUGCCCGCGCCGCCCGCGGCCCGCGCUCAAGCCCGUGUGGCUCUCCUCCCACCGCUACACGCUCCCCAAGUUCGAGGCCAAGGCCGGCGCCUCCCGGAAGGCGCUGCUCGCGCGCCACAGCGUCCCCGCCUCCAAGCAGCUCUCGCCGCUCGACGUCGAGGCGCUCUUCUGGCGCUCAUCGGCCGACCGCCCCGUCGUCGUGGAGUACGCCAGCGACAUGCCUGGCUCCGGGUUCGCCCCCUGCGCUGCCCGCCCGACGCAGCUGCCCGCGGCGAACGUGGGCGAGACGGCGUGGAACAUGCGCGGUGUCGCCAGGAGCCCCGCCUCUCUGCUGCGCUUCGUGCGGGAGGAGGUGCCCGGGGUCACGUCGCCGAUGCUCUACGUCGGCAUGAUGUUCAGUUGGUUCGCCUGGCAUGUUGAGGACCACGACCUGCACAGCCUCAACUACAUGCAUUACGGGGCUCCCAAGACGUGGUACGGGGUGCCGCGCGACGCUGCGCUCGCCUUCGAGGAGGUGGUGCGCGUCCAUGGAUAUGGCGGGGAGGUGAACUCCUUAGGUGAGGCACCCGCAUUGCAUCGUUUUCUCUGUUCUCUGCUAUUGUAA
Miscanthus lutarioriparius is the source of this 879-nucleotide messenger RNA. The record is from the annotation of a GenBank genome assembly. NCBI's taxonomy places the organism in Eukaryota, Viridiplantae, Streptophyta, Magnoliopsida, Poales, Poaceae.